This is a messenger RNA of Lampris incognitus (smalleye Pacific opah), 1936 nucleotides long. It is a transcript of the gene mpc1, whose product is annotated as mitochondrial pyruvate carrier 1. Gene Ontology annotation, cellular component: mitochondrial inner membrane. NCBI's taxonomy places the organism in Eukaryota, Metazoa, Chordata, Actinopteri, Lampriformes, Lampridae. The transcript has 5 exons. The record is from RefSeq and is a predicted model, not a curated record. Bases 127 to 456 code for a protein of 109 amino acids. Gene Ontology annotation, biological process: pyruvate import into mitochondria.
CUGCCUGGUUCACAGAAGAAGAAAAAAAAGAUUACGCUUUGACCAAGUGUCCUCUGAGCUAAUCUUUAGAGACGCGUUGAGCUACCAACACUGUAGUGUUGAACGGGAAGACUCCUAAGUUUAGAAAUGGCUGGAACAAUUGCACGGAAAACAAUUGACUAUGUGAAAAGCAAAGACUUCAGGGACUAUUUGAUGAGCACACAUUUUUGGGGUCCAGUAGCAAACUGGGGUCUUCCUGUGGCAGCCAUCUCAGAUAUGAAGAAGAGUCCUGAGAUUAUCAGUGGCAGAAUGACUUUUGCUCUGACUUGCUAUUCACUGCUCUUCAUGCGGUUCGCCUACAAGGUGCAGCCGCGCAAUUGGCUGCUGUUUGCUUGCCAUCUCACCAAUGAAACGGCACAGCUUAUCCAGGGUAGCAGGCUCAUCAAAUACAACAUGGAGAAAAAGACGCAAUCCUAGUGGCAGAAUGAAGCUGAUGUGAAGUGUUAUCUUCAGGAACCAGUGGCAGAGCGCGGCCCUGUGGCCAGAACAUCUACAUUUACUGGACAUCAAAACUAGUGCACCUAAAUAUCGUCUGUGAUAAACAAAUUACUGUAGUUGCACUUAAACGUCAUCCCGAUAACAUAGGGUUUAAAUAAGUUUUAUUCACUUUUUACUGCAAAGACAGCCAACCCGAAACAACAAACCCAAAAACGACACAGCUUCUAUGAUUUUAACCUUUUUCUAAGAUUUUUAUAACGUGCGCUGUCACAUAUUAAAUGUAAUGAGGGAGAAUGCGCACCUUCACCAAACUUGCCUGUUGCACAUUAGCUCCAUUGAAUGUUGCACAUUUGCAACAAGAGUCAAGGCAUAAAAGCUUUGACUUAUCUCCACUCAAUCAUAUACAUUUUAACUUUUUUUUUUUUUUUGGGUGUGCCCUAGUGCAAGGCGUUAGGCUGUAUGAUAAAAUGGGAGAGAAAAAAUGUUGAUUUCAAACUAAUGUCAGUUGAUGGUGAUGGAAUUGUAUUUAAUAAUUAUUCGGUGCUAAUGUAAAAGCUUUUAAAUUCUGUUAUAUAUUUUAUGUAUUGAAGCUUCCCUGGUUGUAAGGUGAGGUAUAAGAGCUAGAGCUGUCUAGGUUGUGUGACUGGUGUAAUAUUAACUGGACAAGGCAGGCUGCUUCUGUUACUGCUGUCCAGUUGUGUAUUGUGAGCUACUGUCAUGACAUUCACGUUAAUUUAUUCCCUUUAAUGUGUCAUAUCCACAUUAAUUUGUUCCCCCGAUUGGUGAUCUCAUUACAGGUGGUUUCUGGAUUUAUUGAAAUAAAUUGACAGUGUAGAACCUAAACAUGGUUUAUCAUCUCUUAACGUGUGAGUAAAGGGACAUAAGGCUUGUUUGCACCACGAUCAUAGCUAUGAACCUGGUAAUUCUUUGCCGUCUGACCUUAAACCUGAUUUUAGACAUGAUGACAUCAUGUAAAACACCGUAACAUGAAUAUCAACCCGUGUCAUGGUGCCAGAUGUUGUGGCAACAUUAUGCCCCUUAGAAAAGCAGAUGAUGGAACAUAAAAAGCAAAAAAUGAAAUUUGUUCAUCAGAUUGAAAGAUAUAUAGGACACAAGGAGCUUACAGUAAACGUCUCCUCCCCUGCUGGCCAAGUCGGUAUCUUUUUUUUUUUUAACACGUAACAUUGUGACAUUCCCAUUAUAUUCCCAAGUUUAAUCAAAAUUCAAUCAAUGGCUAUAAAGAAAUUGUGUACAUUGACGAGGGAACCAACGGUGCAGAACCUUCUCAAACAAAAGUGUAAUUUUGAAAAUGCUGAAACAAGAGAGAUUCAUUUUCCACGUUUAGUCCAAAUCUGAUCUGUAAUGUAUUGCAUAUUGAUUUGUGACCCAUAGCAAAUAAAUUUUGCCUCCCCUCAGUAAAAGUUUGAAUAAACGUUUCCAAAUGAGAAACCAAGUUUCA